This is a messenger RNA of Corylus avellana, 2888 nucleotides long. It is a transcript of the gene HUB2, whose product is annotated as histone mono-ubiquitination 2. The record is from RefSeq and is a predicted model, not a curated record. NCBI's taxonomy places the organism in Eukaryota, Viridiplantae, Streptophyta, Magnoliopsida, Fagales, Betulaceae. Gene Ontology annotation, cellular component: HULC complex; nucleus. Gene Ontology annotation, molecular function: metal ion binding; ubiquitin protein ligase activity.
UAUACGAUGUCGUUUGGAGCACGUUCUUGUCUAGUCCAUUCAGGGUUCUGCAGAGCUCUAUGUUUCGGACUCUAAUGGUGUCCUCGAUUGCCGAAGUGUAAAAUGGAGAACGCAGACUCCGAUGAGCCCGAGAGGAAGCGGCUCCAUUUGAACUCGGUGUCGUCCACCAUGGCUCGAAACUCCACCCCUUCGUCGCCCAACAACAAAAGCGUCGAUGCUGCAGUCCUCCAGAACCAGAAUCAGAAACUUCUUCAGCAGAUAGACAUAAAAAAACAGGAGUUGCAUGAUCUUGAGGCAAGAAUUAAAGAAUUGAGAGACAAGCAAAGUUCGUAUGAUGAUAUGUUAAUUGUAGUGAACCAACUCUGGAAUCAGUUGAUUGAUGACUUAAUUCUUCUUGGGGUACGAGCUGGGGCAGGCCAGAUUGCUUUAGAAUGUCUGGAACGAGCUGAUCAUUCUCUGGGUUCAGUUCCCUCAUGCUCUGCGGAGGAAAUGUUUCUUUGUAGACUGCUAGAAAGAGAUUCUAUUGAAGCCAAUGGUAAUGAUGAGAUCAUUAAAUAUGUUGAAGAAGCCCUUGCUCUGCGUCAUUCAUCUACUAUUGAGUUGUUGAAACUCCUGGAAGAUACCAUUAAUGAUCAGAGGGAAAAAACUGAAAACAUUGCUCAGGCUUUGCAUGGAAAGCUAUCUUCAGAAGAUGCUAUCAUCCAAUUGUCUAAGAUUGAUGAUAUGAUGAAAGAGGAGGCUAUCAAGCUGCGUGAAGUGAUUGCUAUUCUCCACUUGAAGCAUAAAGAAUACUUUGAGAGGAUUCAAAAUUACAUUAACAGCCAUUCAGUGGAUGAAUCUGAGAUUAAGCGCCUUGCAGGUGAGCUGGAUGAGAGCAUGGCUGAACUUGAAGCGAGUAGAAGAAAAUUAAUUAAUCUUAAAAUGCAAAAGGAUGUAGCAUCCGUGAUGCAUAGCCCAACUCAUGCUACAGCCAAUGGAAACUUGUCACCUGAAAAGUCUGCAGAUAGGACAAAGGGUUUGCGGGAAUUGAAGGACUCCAUUGAAGAAGCAAAGAUACUGGCAGAAGAUCGCCUUUCUGAGCUUCAAGAUGCACAGGAAGAGAAUCUAAGCUUGUCAAAACAAUUGCAGGAUCUUCAGAAUGAGCUGAAUGACGACAAGUAUGUACGCUCCUCGCGAUUAUACUCUUUGUUAAAUGAUCAACUCCAACAUUGGAAUACCGAAGUGGAGCGCUACAAAGUAUUGACAGAUUCUCUGCAGGCUGACAGGCCUCUUGUCAUGAGAAGGGAGAAGGAGGUAAUUGCAAAAGUAGAAUCAGCAGAUGCUGUGAGGAAUGCCAUUGAUAAUACUGAAUCUAGGAUUGAAGAGCUAGAGCUUCAGCUGCAAAAGUGUGUUAUUGACAAAAAUGAUCUUGGGAUUAAAAUGGAAGAAGCUCUGCAGGAUGCAGGGAGAAAUGAUAUCAAAUCAGAGUUUCGUGUAAUGGCUUCGGCUUUGUCUAAAGAAAUAGGAAUGAUGGAAGCUCAAUUGAAGCGAUGGAAAGAGACAGCUCAUGAAGCGCUGUCCUUACGUGAGAAAGCCCAGUCUCUUAAAGCUCAGUUAAAUAGAAAGACUAAUGAAAAGCAGAGCUUAGCAGACAAAUGUACUGAACAGAUGGUGGAGAUCAAGUCUCUUAAGGCACUGAUUGAAGAGUUGCAGAAGGAAAAACUGGAAUUGCAAAUCUUCUUGGACAUGUAUGGACAGGAAAGUUAUGACAGCAGAGAGUUGAUGGAAAUCAAGGAAUCAGAACGCAGAGCUUACUCACAAGCUGAAGUUUUAAGAAAUGCUUUAGAUGAACAUAGUCUAGAGUUGAGAGUGAAAGCUGCCAAUGAAGCUGAGGCUGCUUGUCAGCAAAGGCUUUCUGCCGCUGAAGCUGAAAUAGCUGAUUUAAGGGCCAAACUGGAUGCUUCUGAGAGGGAUGUUUUGGAGCUUACUGAGGCUAUUAGAAGUAAAGAUGGGGAAGCAGAGCAAUAUAUAUCAGAAAUUGAGACCAUUGGUCAAGCAUAUGAAGAUAUGCAGAUGCAGAACCAACAUCUGUUGCAGCAGGUGACUGAGAGGGAUGACUAUAAUAUCAAGCUUGUUUCUGAGAGUGUGAAGACAAAGCAGGCACACAGCUAUUUGCUCUCGGAGAAGCAGUCAUUGGCAAAGCAACUUCAACAGAUUAACGCGUCGGUAGAAUCCUUGAGAAUGAAAAUUUCCUACAGUGAAGAGCAGAUGGAGGCUUUUCUGACAGAAGCCAUUAAAUCUACUCAAGAAGAAAGACAUCUUGCAGUCAACCUGGAAACAGCCAAGUGGGAAUUGGCUGAUGCUGAGAAGGAGUUAAAGUGGCUUAAAUCUGCCUUUGCUUCCUCUGAGAAGGAAUAUGAGCAAAUUCAGCAGGAGAGGGAUGAUCUCCAAAAUGAUUUGGAGAAUGAUAGAAGCUCAAGGAAGAAGCUUGAGGAAGAGCUUAGGGAAUUCAAUAACAAGGUUGCUGAGAUGAGUUCUGAAACUGGAGAGGCUGCAAUACAGAAACUUCAAGAUGAGAUCAAGAGUUGCAAGUCUAUUCUCAAAUGUAGUGUGUGUUCCGAUCGGCCAAAGGAGGUUGUAAUCGUGAAGUGCUAUCAUCUUUUCUGCAAUCCAUGCAUCCAAAAAAAUCUAGAGAUCCGCCACCGGAAGUGUCCGGCAUGUGGGAAUGCAUUCGGUCAGAAUGAUGUUCGUUUUGUAAAGAUAUGAAAGAGCUUCAACAUAUUCUGAUUUUUUUUUUUUUUAUAUAUAGUUUGUAUUUAGUCCCCUCCAUAUCCUCCCUAGUGUUGAAGCCCUUGUUUGUACAUGUCUUUGAAGCUGAUGCUUCCUUAUGGAACAUAAAUUUUUGCUUU